GACGUAAAUGUAAAUACGCGAUCGAUUGUGUUUACUCGAUUAGACAGACUUGUUCGACUACUAGAUUAAUUGACUAGAUCACAGCGUCGAACUAGCUGAAUAGGGACUUGAAUUAGCCCGAGCAGCGUGAUUUUGACACAUUGCCUGCUAGCUAAAUAUCUUACGGGAUCAUUUCGGUUCUUAUGGGGAACAAAGAUCGUUUCUAUAAUUUGUCACCAAAAAAAGCAAACGUGAGCUAAACCCGAAUGCUUCAUUGGAAGCAAGCGUUAGCAUUGUUGGCUUGCCUGCUAGCUAGCUAACGUUAGCGAAUGGAGUUUUGUUUGAUGAGCUACAUGUAAAGUACCUAUCUGAGAAUGCUGAACAAAUCAGUUACUUGCUAUUUAAUUUUGUAAAUUGAAGUUACCUAGCUAACAGUUGGUUUAGCUACAUAUAUGUAUGUACAGCUAGUGGUUAUAGCUAGCAUACCAGUUGAAAAAGUGUGUCAAUUGAUUCGUCUCGUCUGGCAUGAUGGUGAUCUCUAGCUAGCUACGUUAGCUACACAGAGCUCGCCACUCUUCGGUUGAUUCGUUGUUAAAUCGCACAAUUUUGAUUGGUCUGUCACGAUGGAUCUUCAUUUUUACUCUGAACUCUCCGAUGGCAUUGAUCAGAUUGUCGACCCGGAGUUCUUGGAACCACAGGCUUAUAAUGGAUACGACCAAGUUAACAAGUUUCCAGGGGGCAGUGAUAAUUACCUGACCAUAUCUGGGGCAGGUCAUCCUUUUCUCUCCUCUGAGCAGACAUUCCAUACCCCCAGUCUUGGUGAUGAGGUGUUUGAGAUCCCUCCCAUCUCCCUGGACCCGGACACGGCCCUCAGUGUGGGGGACGUGGUGUCCCAUUUUGGGGAACUGUCAGGUGGAGCAGGGGGUCUCUCGGGGGCUGGAAGCCUGGCGAGGAAUGCUGUGGUGGGGGGCAAUGACCCCUCCUUUGCCUCCACCUACGUGAACACAACCUCUCAGGGCCUGGAGCACCUGAGUUUGGGGGUGAUGAGCCAGCCUGGAGGGGGGGCCCUACUCAGUUCAACACUGGGGGUGGAACUUGGCCACUCCAUUGGCUCCCAUUUCAGCAGCUCCUCUCCAAUGACCAUCGAUGUCCCACUUGGUGACAUGAAUCAUGGCCUAUUGGGACACAAUCAGCUAACCACUAUUGACCAAUCGGAGCUGAGCGCCCAGCUCGGGCUUGGCCUUCAUGGUGGGAACAUUCUGUCUCGUUCCAAAUCACCUGACCAGCUGUCUGCCACACCCUCUCCAGCGGGCUCCCUCCAGGAUGAUGACAUGGAUGACUUCAGGAGUGUGCUGGUCGACUCUCCGAUGUCCCUGUCUGUCUCCCCUGCGGUACUCUCCCACAUCUCCACCAUGCCGGGCUCUUCCGCCAUGCUCUCCUCCUCAGUCUCCCCUGCCUUGGUGAGGCGUGGCGGGGGCAAGCCGGCCACUAUGGCAGGGCCUGGAGGAGGGAAGAAGGGGAAGAAGAAGAAAGAUCCCAACGAGCCCCAGAAACCCGUCUCUGCCUACGCCCUGUUCUUCAGGGACACUCAGGCUGCCAUCAAGGGCCAGAACCCCAACGCCACAUUUGGAGAGGUGUCCACGAUAGUAGCCUCCAUGUGGGACAGUCUUGGGGAAGAGCAGAAACAGGUGUAUAAGAGAAAGACGGAAGCAGCGAAAAAGGAAUACCUGAAGGCACUAGCAGCUUACAGAGCCAAUCAGCUCUCACAGCCCUCCAUUGAAGUGAUGGACACAGCUUCUUCACCAUCACCUCCUCCAAUACCUGAGCCAGUGCCUGUGGCCCCCCUGGCUCCCGCCCGCCCCUCCCGUCUUCCCCAGCACAACGCAGACCAGAAUACCAUCACCAACAUCUGCGCCUCCAACAUCAUUCUGGACGUCCCCCAGGUCACCACGCGCUCCCGCACAGGAGCUUACAAGCCCCCUACCCUGGGCGCCACAGCCACCCCGACCCCGACCCUGACCCCCACCAUCACCAAGAUCAUCAUCUCCAAACAGAUGCUCCAGGCCGGGGCUAAGCUCCACCAGAUACCCACCUCCAUGGUGACGGUGCUCCCAAGCGGCGUGCGCACCCUGCUGCCCUCAGCCCCACGCCAGCCCCCUCCUUUGCAGCAGAUGCAGAACGCCCCUCCUCCCCCGCGGCUCCAGCAGAUGGUACACUCCCCAGCCCCACCUCCCCUACAGGCCAAGCCCCGAGGAGGAAGUGCUGGGCCGGGGCUUCCUGUGUCCAUCCCCGCCACACCUCCCCCUCCACUACAGAUCAAGAUUGUCCCGGCCUCUUUGCAGGCAGACGCAUCCUUGCCCAUUAUUGUUACGACAACCGCAACCGCCCACUCAAUUGGUGUCACCACUUCUGCUGUGCCUACAUCGGCAUACUCCACCCCUACAGUGGCUCUGCAGUUGGCGAAGUCCACUGACCUGACGGCCAGUGCAGAUGAGGAUUCGGUUACGGAAGAGUUCACUUCGGGAGAGAUGGAAAUGGAGUUCAAUGUGUCUCCACGUGCCACGGACGCUACUUCUGGCCCCCUGACUCUGUGUGUACGCGCAGGAUGCACCAACCCUGCAAUAGAGAGCACGGACUGGGACAAAGAGUACUGCAGCAAUGAAUGUGUCGCCACUCAUUGCAGGGAUAUCUUCAUGGCCUGGUGCUCCAUCAGGAAUCAGAACACCAUGGUUGUCAAGUAAAGACCGGCCACACCCAGACAAGGGGAGAAUUGUGAUUUGUGUCUUGUUGGGUCAGGGGUGAUAACAGGCCUAAGGUAGACUAAGUGGGGUGAGAGGAAGAGAUGGAGUUUGGAGGAGAGGAGAGCAACUGGAGAAAAGAAGAGUGCCAUGUACCACAAAGCGAUCCAGUGGAAAUAAAUAAUCAACAUAAGACAUGGGAUUCAUUUAGAGGUAAAUGGACUGUGGAUGAGAUAGAACGUGAGAGGACAGGGAGUGAAGUAUAUCUUUUUUGUGUAUUAUAUGUUUUAUUGUUUGGACAUGCAUACCUUUAACGGGUCCAUUCACACUGAUCGUGUUAUGAGAGGAUGUAUACCAUAUGAAGGGACCUGAAAUCAUAGUGGGAUUCCAAAGGGUUCUAUUCCAGAGGGUACAUUGGAACAUAGUGCCACUAGUCGUGACACGUGUUAACAUAAACUACAUGACCAAAGGUAUGUGGACUCUCAUUCCAAAUUCAUGGGCAUUUAUAUGGAGUUGGUCCCCUCUUUUG
Messenger RNA from Coregonus clupeaformis (lake whitefish), 3246 nucleotides. RefSeq names its product TOX high mobility group box family member 4 a (gene tox4a). The record is from RefSeq and is a predicted model, not a curated record. Gene Ontology annotation, cellular component: nucleus. Lineage: Eukaryota; Metazoa; Chordata; Actinopteri; Salmoniformes; Salmonidae. The coding region runs from base 603 to 2720 and encodes 705 amino acids. The transcript has 9 exons. Gene Ontology annotation, molecular function: chromatin DNA binding. Gene Ontology annotation, biological process: regulation of transcription by RNA polymerase II.